Messenger RNA from Rotaria socialis, 783 nucleotides. The record is from the annotation of a GenBank genome assembly. NCBI's taxonomy places the organism in Eukaryota, Metazoa, Rotifera, Eurotatoria, Philodinida, Philodinidae.
AUGCACUCAGCACACUUCGCCCAACCCUUUCAAGCAGCCGUAGCAGCAGCCAUGGCUUUAUCGAAUACAUCAUCAGCAUCGUCAACAUGUGAAAGUCAUGUUUUAACACCAGUUCAUCAUACAGGAACAAAAAGUGAAUGGAUGGAAGCUAUUGAACAACAACAUUUAGAACGAUCGUCGCUGAAUCGAUUGAUUAUUAAUUAUCUUAUUACAGAAGGAUUUAAAGAAGCAGCUGAAAUAUUUGCACAGGAAGCUGGUAUAACAUUGAACAAUGUCGAUUUAACAUCAGUUGAUGAACGUUUAAAAAUUCGUGAAGCUAUUGAAAAUGGAAAAAUUCAAGAUGCUAUUUGUUUAAUAAAUAAAAAAGCACCUGAAUUACUUGAUCAAAAUAAACAAUUAGCAUUUCAUUUAAAGCAACAACAUUUAAUUGAAUUGAUUCGUUUAAAUUUAAUCGAUGAAGCUUUGACAUAUGCACAAACUCAUUUAGCUGAAUUUGCCGAAGAUGAAAUUAAAAUGCGACAAGAAUUAGAAAAAACGAUGGCAUUAUUAGUCUUUGACAAACCACUGGAGUCUCCAUACGGCUACUUAAUGGAAACGUCACACCGGCAAAUUAUUGCUAAUCAAAUCAAUAAUGCUUUACUUGUUCAUCAAAAUCAACAAUCGGAAUCCGAUUUAUCAAUGCUUGUGAAAAUGGUUAAUUAUAUUGAAGAUAAAUUAGAUAAGAAAUCAUUACGUUAUCCGAAGUUAAUUGAUAUACCAACAGGAAAAUUAGAAGACUCCUAA